Molecule: messenger RNA, 36626 nt
Organism: Lymnaea stagnalis (great pond snail)
Lineage: Eukaryota; Metazoa; Mollusca; Gastropoda; Lymnaeidae
Source: the annotation of a GenBank genome assembly
CCUCUAGAAGUUACUCAUGAGGAAAUGCCACCUCUAGAAGUUACUCAUGAGGAAAUGCCACCACUAGAGGCUGACCUUGAAGCUGCACCACCACAAUUGAAUGUGGCUGGUGACAUGCCUCAACGGAGGUUUACUUUUAAUUACAUGGAGUCACAUAUAACCACUAGCCAUUUAUGUCACUCUGCCUCUCCACCUAACGAUACUCGCCUGUCUGGAUUGGCGCUUAAAACCCAAACACUUAAUACAUUAAAACAUGAUGCUGAUUACAAAAACAGUGGCAGUCUUAGCAGUUCUGACAGCUCUUCAAGCUUCAAAUCUUGCGUCGGUGAUUUUCCUCCACAAAAAUUCUUGUCAACACUGGGGAAAACACCUGACCUGCAGACUUCACUGCCUAAUGAAAAAGGUGCUGCUUCAUCUAUCUGUGUGGAAAAUAGCUCACUGUUCUCAAGCCUCUCAAAAUCAAUUCUACCACAAGACUGUCUGGAGAUUCCAGAAACCAUGAAAAAGUUUUGCUUAGGGAGGGGGAAAUUUUUAUGCCAGAGUAUUGUUGAACAUAAACCGUCCAAGAAAGAAGAUGGAGAUCUGCAGAGUGUGGCUCAUUCGUUGUCAGAAAGCUCCAAGGUUACAGGUGAUAAUUUAAAAACAGCUUGCUUAACUACACAAGGCAAACAGUCAAGCAAUUCUCACUUAAAAAUUCAUGAAAAUAUAAAUGAGAACAAACUUUCUGGCCAAGGAGCUAGACCUAAAGAAACCAAAUUGUCAUUACAGUUCAGCACUUCAGACACUGAGAGAUUUAACGAUGCACAAGAUAUUCAGGUUUCAGCCAAAAAUUCAGGCCAGUUGUAAGUUUAAACUUUCGAAAUUAGUUGAUUGUUUUAGUUUAUAAAUUCUUCUGCCACUUAUUCUACAUAAAAAGUAUUUUUAAACACUACAUAAAAAUUAAAAUAAUUAUACUGUACUUUGUAAAAGUGGGGUUGGGUUUAUUUGCUGAAACAACACACGGUUUCUAUUUGAUACAUUUUUUAAUACUGGUCAACAGAAAAAAUGUGAGUACGAUUCUUCAAAGCUGUUAUUAUCAGAAAUUGUCAUUUUAAAACAAACUGGCCAGACAUGAUUAAUAGGCAUAUCAUAAAAUGAAAAGUUUAAAAAGUUAUUUAAUUACACAAACAUACCCUUGUUUACUCUAUUUAUGUUAGGGUGUAAGAAAAAGAAAGGUCAGUAAUAAGUGGUAUUUGAAAUAUGCAUCUUUCAGGUCAUUUCACAAAAUGUCCUGGAGUUAUGAAAUAGAAAUACUCAGAUCUUUCAGAGUGGCUUUUAGUGGGACAUUGCCUAACUUUGAAAUAACACGUCUACUCUGAUAUUGUUCAAUAUCAUUGGAAACCUUUUUUUUUUUUUUUUUUUUUUUUUUUUUUUUUUUUUUUUUUGUUUUUUUUUUUUUUUUUUUUUUUUUUUUUUUUUUUUUUUUUUUUUUUUUUUUUUUUUUUUUUUUUUUUUUUUUUUUUUUGUUGUUGUUAAAUUGAAAACUGUGUAAUUCAGAACGUAAUUAAUUUCUUGAAAGUAUUAGUAGUAAUAUAGUUGCCAGGAAAAAAAAAAUCUAUAUAAGGAGUUGGCAGCUCUUCAGAGGCUAGUGAAAUGUGUCGCUAGGAUAACUGGUUAUUAAUUUUAAAACAACAUCACUGCCAUGAAUUAUUCUGAGAUCCAUUUAUUUGUGAAUUUUUUGGAACAUGAUAAUGAGCUGUAGUUUGGCGUUCAUCAUUCCCUGGGUUGUUAAGGGUUUAUGUUAUGGUUUAUGGAUCAUUUUGUUUUUAAGUCCAUUUGACAUUUGAUUUUAAAUGAUCAUUGCGUUAUAUUUUAAAUGAUGAUGUAAUUGUAUUUGUUAUUCAACUUUUUUAUCAGAGAGACAUCAGUAAAUUCAGAAUCUGAGACCAGCUCUCUUGUAACUUCAGGCGUUAGAGGUAGAUACAGGUAAAUAAAUGGCCCAACUUUAUUCUUACAAAGAGACUUUAAUACAUAUUUUUCUGUUAUUGUUACACCACUCUCACAUUUUAUAAAACUUGAAUGACAUAAUUUAAGUACAACCCCUUUUAAUGCAUUAGUAGUUCUGUUGAGAUGUGAUGGUUUAGGAUGCAUCAGUAGAUGACUAUCAAUUUUUAUCUUGCCUAUGGGACAUUGGAUUAAGGGUAGUGCAAACGUUGAAUUUACCAAUACCAUUUUACACCUGAUCCAAUUUUUUCAUAGUUAUAAAUUUGCUGACACUCGAAUGCAAUUACAAAAUAAAAUAAAAAAACUAUCCCAUUUUAAAAUAGGUUCAUUGGGUGACUAGGUGACAUAUAUCCUAACAGUAGUAAUAUUAAAAGGUUUGGUUGUGAUAUUAAAUAAUUUAACUUUUAAAUUUACAUUUAAAAAUUGUGACACAGGAAGAGUGGUGGAGGCCUUUCCAAUUCUAAACGUGCUGCAAACAUGGAUUGGAUAAAAAUAAGAGAAGCUCAGUUCCAAGUUAUUGAAGGAAGAAGGUAUGGUGAUUUGUAAAAGUUGGGUUGCCAUGAUGAAUCAGCAGAAAAUUUCUAUUCAGCCACUGUGCCAAUCAAUUGUUACAGGCCUUUUUGUGACAGAUUAAUUGGCAAGUCUGCCUACAGAAUUUUUUUUCUCUAAAUCUAGAUGUUUUUAAUGGAAUUUUGAUUAUUCUUAUGGGACAUGAUCGAAUUUGCACCAAAUUGUUAGCUGAUGUAGCGAGGCCAUUUUAAUUGUUAAUUAGCCAUUAGCUAAUUUGUUUAUCAGAGCAACCCUUGUUACAGUUGUUAUAUUUUAUUCUUGAUUUAUGGAUGAAAAAGUAUGCAACAAAUUAAAAUACUUAGUAUUAUGGUGUUUUUAAAUAAAAUAGAUUUCUUGUUAUUUCCAAUUUCUCACCAAAUUGCAAUUCUUAUAACUUUAUUCUAGGCUGCUGGAAACUCUAAGAGCUACUAGUGGACAAACUCUUCCUACUCAAAUAGAAAAUUAUCCAAUGGUUAGCAAAUUUAUAAUCACUUGAAAGAGUCAUUCAUGAAAUGCAGUAGAAGCAUUAGUUAAAUAAUUUACAUCAAUUUUUUUUAAAUGCCAAAUUUGUAAUAAUAAAUUUUGAUCACAAUAUUUUAUGUAGUAAAUUAUUUUCAAGAAUCAUGACCCUACCACGCCAGUUUUACAUAGGAUAUGUUCCAUCAAUUAUCGAAAGUAAUAAUAAAGUACAAAGCCAGGCACUCCAUUUAAUCUCCUGAGUUUUAAUAUCUACUCCAAUAGUAGCAUGUGAAAUACAUACUAAUACUAAGCCCAUAAAUCUAAGAUGGUCUCUGGCACUUGCCAAAGUGGCUACUGGCUCUGAAUGAUGAUGAUUUAACAAAACAAAAAAAAUUAAGCAAAGUUAUAUCUGAAGUAAGUACUAGUGACCUGCUUUAGGGCACUAUCAAAAAAAUGUAUUUUUAUUGUGUUAGACAGCCAUUUCCAUCAAAUGAAGUUUUUCAACUUUUUCCAACAGAUUGUAUGUCAGGACAGACCAUUGCCACAGCCUGUUCUGGGUGUACUUGUCCAUGGUAUUGGCUUGCCUAGUCUAGCCUGCGACGUUUCAGAGUUACCUUUCCACAGGGAUGUUAAAAAGGUAUUCAUUUCUUCAUGAGAACCUAUUGCUAAGUGCAGUGUUUUCCAAAGUGUGGUACACGUAGCCCUGGGGGUACGGGAAGAGUUUUAUGGGGGUACGCGCUGCAAAGGAAAAUAUAAUAUUUUUUUAUGUUAUUGAAGUAUAUGCAAUUUAUUCAGUGUUAUGAAAAUUAUAGACAGGGGUACACAGAUGUCGAAAGUUUGGGAAACACUGGUUUAGUGCAUGUAAUGUUAAUUUAAAAAUCAAUGCUCAUUUUGAUAUAGGGUUAAGUCUUAAACAUUAUAUUUGUUUAAUAUGGUAUUGAGUCGGUGCAAAAACCAAAAUAUUUAUUGUAUAAACUAGAACAACGAUGCUAAUUAAUAAUUGAAGGAUUGCAUUCAAGCUAUGUGAAGGAAAUAGUAAAACAAGGUAUGUUGAAGCUUGAAUCUAAAGAAGAUGCUCUAGUUUAUAAAAUAUAUAUUUUGGAUUAUUUAAAUCUUCAACUUCUUUAUAAAGCCCUUGUAGCUUCAUGUAAGGCUUUACAAUCUUUGAAAUUUUUUUUUAUCUUAGGUUUUGGAGAAUCAUUCCAUUAAGACGGCGCAGAGCAUUCAGACCUUUGCUUGGGCAGCUGUACAUAGUGGUCGGCAUGUGGUGGGCAUUGCACCUGCCAGACACGGCAAGACGCUUGCCUACGUUCCUGGAUUAAUCUCCGAGCUUCUGGAUGAGAUACCUUAUGUGGCACUUCCAAAUGGGAAGGGUGUAAGUCAUAAACCGUCAUGUCAGUUCGGAUGUUACUUUCAUUCUGAAUUCUAAUUAUGCUCUAAAAUCUAUUUUUAAUCUUAUUCACUCUAUAAAAACCAUGUAAAGUUUUUUAAAUGGUUACUCCAUAAAGAUCUAUAAUAAUAAUUCCGGAUUGGAUCUUGUCCACCUCAAGGCCAUUAAGGAGUAAAACAUUCUUUUUUAAAAAAAAAAUUUCAAACAUGCGUAAAUAGUGUUUUUUGGGGGUAAAUUUUGACAAAAGACCUAAUUGUGCAAAAUUAUUCAAAUAAAAAGUUUAAAAGUUAUUUUUUUAUAUUUAAAAAUUUAUAUUUAAUACAAAUACAUUAAAAAUAUAUUAUAACAAAUAAUUUGAAAAAUUUUGUUUUUAAAUUAUUGAAAUUUUAAUAGGUGAUAAAUAAAUAGAAAAAUAAUAAUAAUAAAGCUAUGGCUUACAUGACUAAAUCAGGCCUAAACAAAUACAAAAACAUUCUAAGAGUUGUCAUGGCUGAGGGUAUCUUCUAACAAUCAACAAUUAUUUCAAUUAGAUAGAAAUGUUUAUCACAUUUCAAACAUUUAAUUACCAUUACAGUCUGAUGCUCUUUCUUUUAAAGACAUUAACUCCCCAUCAUGGAAUUAGGCUUAUGUCCAAAGUGGUAAAGAAAAACAAAUAAAGUGUCCUGUAGGUGUUAUUUUCUUCCAGUUAGUGUAGAGGUACUUCUUUUUCUUCUCUCAUGUGAUUGGCAUAAGCAUUCGUGUAGUCACAAAUUUUCAACAUGAUAUCCUGACAGAAAAAGAUUAAAGAAAUUUCCUGUGGAAAUAAUUAGUUUAUUUUUAAAUUGCAGGCUAGCAUGAGAUAAAAGCAGGAUUUUAUUGAUAUAACACAGAUAUAACAAUAUUUUAACAGUUGUAAUAAUAUAAAUUAUUAUAUAAUAAGAAAGUAACUUAAAUUAUAAGAAAAGGAAUAUUUUUUUUUAAAAAAAAUUAUCGAGCAUAAAUCUAAAUCUUAGGCCUAUGCCGAUAUUCAUUAGUACUGCAAUAAAAUAUUCCUUACCUGCAGUUUUUAGUUUUUGCAUCUCAUUUCUAGUUGUCUGCUUUUCAGGAUCCAUAAUAUUGAGACCAGGUUUUCUUUUAGGGAUAAAUUUAGUAUGGCUUGAGGGGGUCCCUGGUCAACAUCUUCAUGUUUUUUUUUCAAGUCAAAGUCAAUUGGCAAUGUAUUAUCUGCAUUGAUUAGAAAAAGAAUAUUUUAAAUAUAAAGCUAUGAGAAAUAAACUACCUAAUAUGUUUUAAAAGGAUAAAUUAAUAUCUUCCAUUAUUUAUUCGUUAGAGUUAGGCAAACACAAAAACAACUACUACAACAAUGAAUUCUAAAAUUAGCUUUUUGAUCAGCUGAUUAUGUAAGCAACCAUUUUUAUUUUUAAAGCCAAAACAUGAUUGGAAAAUAAAAUUAUCAUUACAAAAUUGUAAGACUAUAACUAGGAUACUAUUAUUAAAUUGGAAAAUAUAUUUUGUUGUUCAGAUUAUUUAGAAAUGUUAAUUUUGUACAUUUACCUAAACGAGUGGAUAGCUGUUUCUUUUCCUAUACAAGUAAAGUUUCAAAUUAUGUGAAACAUCCACGUCUUCAUACGAUGUUGUUUCAUAUUAAUCUGUAUCCCAAUCAUCAGAAGAGUCACUUAGGGAUUCAUCUCAGUUAAUUUUAUUGUUUUCAAAGUCCAAUUUGUCAUUUAAAAUAAUUUUUUCAAAGCAGCUAGCUUGAUUUGAGUCGCGACAAGGAAAAAAAAUGGACGAUGUAAACUUGUCUCGGUCACGUUAUAAAAAAUAAUUUUAUUUUAACCUUCUUGGGACGGAGUGGAGUAUCGAAAAAGACAGAUGUCCGAUCUAUCGACCCGAUAAUUCAAGCCUCGAUAUUUGGCUGGCUAGUCUUUAUACCAGCGAAUCAGAUUGCUUCAUACAUAUUCCUGCAAAUCCCGAAAUUGUAAUGGCGUCCUGUUUCUUUGUUCCUCUUGAGAGGUUUUUGCUUCCCAGUAGCUUCUGUAGGCUGAAAUAGGAACGGUUGCCUGCUGUUAUCCUUUCUUUCACCUCCGACAUUAUCUCAUUAUACUAGUUAAUAAGUUUAUAGUUGUCCCUAGAUAUUUGAAUGUAGCCACUCUCUCAAAUUUGUGGUUGUUUGUAUUGAUGUUAUCAUUAGCAUGGAAGAAAGAUUAUAUUAGUUCAUUCAAUUUCCUACAAGAAUAUUUAUAGUUUUAUAUAUAUUAAGGAAAUAGUUUAUUUUUUAUAAAUUAUUGUGCAAUGCGAGUGGCGAGCUCGUAAAAAGUGCUCCAUCAUUUUGGCCCAGACACCAAGAAAAGGCUCUGUCCCAAAAGGGUUAAAAGAUAAUUAUAUUUAAAACCAUAAUAUUUAUAAAUUAAAACUAUUUUACUUUAAUACUAUAAUUUUAUUUAACUGAAUAAAAAAUAAAUAUUACAACAACAACAAAAAUGUAACCUCUCCUAUCUGGCAAAAAAGCCGUAUUUCUCUAUAGUUGGACCACACAGAUUUAAUAGAUUUAGAACUGGGAAAUCAACCUGUAGUUGCACUCCAUGUCGUUCUUAGGGUUUUUAGGCUGCUCUGACUGGUGUUGACUUACUUUAUUGAUUUCAUAUGCUUAUCGGAAGGGUUUUAACAGUCAGGAUGUAUUCACGAGUGUGAUGGUAAUUUAUUUCCUAAACUCAUUGGCAACUUACAAGCCAUCGAAAAAGGCAUCAGUAUCCAUCACUGCCCACUCUAUUUAAAGUCAGUACAAAUAAGCAUUGUUUAAUAUAUGGAGUGCCAUCUGGAAUUAUUAUUAUAGAUUAUGCAUAUUUUACACGUGCACCAUGGUUGCGGCUAUAUUAUUUAGUUGUCACACAAUUGGUUAUGUUAUCUAAUAAUUGUUUGAUCAGUUUUAUUUUAUUGUGAAUGUAUAUCUAUUUCUAUCAUUCUCAUAGCAUUUAUGAAAUUUCUUAUAAUUAAAAAAUCAAAGUAAAACAAAUAGGUCUAGGCUCCUACUUUUUAAGUCAAUAAAGUGCAUUGGUGUUCAUUUGAUACAAAAACUGCUUUAACAGCCUAUAGCAUUGAUUGUGGUCCCAAACUGGAGGAAAGCAAGAGAUGUUCAUGACCAUGUUCAAAAAUUUGUUGGUUCUGAUAAUAAUCGGAAAAAAAAGAUCCCAACUAUUGUCAUAUAUGCCGGUGGCAGUGAAGAUGAGGACACUGUAAGCAGAACUAACUUUUUUAUAAUAGUAGUUUAUUUUCUUAAAUAUAUUUCCUUUUUUUUUUUUUUUGUGAUCAAUCUUAUUUUUAACUUGACAAUGGAUAUGUUAGUUUAAAUCUCUCCCUGAUAAGCUAAAUACAGAUGGAUUCCAUUGCCAUACAUAGAAAUUGUUUUCAUCAUAAGAGUAUUAUUUUUACCUUCAUUUUCUUGAUUCAUUAAUCUUCUAUCUUAUUCAGGUAAAAUUAAGUCUGCUUAAAGGGUGUAAGAUAUUAAUAUCCACACCAAACAGUGUACUGCGUAUGUUGGAUCAAGAAUUUACCAGUUUCAAGCGGCUUUGCCAUAUCGUAAGUACAUUGGGGAGUUACAUCCUCCUCACAGUUUGGUUACAUGCAUGCAUGAAUUCAAAUCCUUUGAUUGGAUUUUUAUAUCAAUUUGAAAUAUUUUGUUGUAAAAUAUAAAAUGGGUGGGUAGAAAAAUUCAAGAUCCCAGGAAGGUAGCUAUUCUUGGAGAUGAGGUUAAAGCUGAUAAAAAAAAAUCUCCAUGAAGGGUGACGAGGGCAAAAACAAAAAUGAUAUCAGAACUUCGAAAUACUGGGCCAUUUUUAUUUUUUUUAACAUGGAUUGCAAUGGACCUAUUUAAGUUAAAAAAUUCCAGAACAAGACAGAGAGAAUUUCUUCAGCUGUAUUUCAAAACCUUUAGUUUAACUCAGAAGUACCUAAACUUUUUCAAGUAAAAAUGAAAUGAGCGAAAACAACGAACGUGUCGUCAAGAAGCCUUCAUCAGCCAACAGACAGUAAAAACCAGAAUAAAUAAUAAUAAUACUUAGCUGUAAUGCAGUAUCCGAAAUGACAGAAAGUGGAUUCCUCUUGCUGUCCUCUUGGAUGCUAUACAAGAGCUAAGUGUUCUUUUUAUUUAAUUUUAUCUUUUCUGAUGUUUGUUCGCUGAUGAAUCCACUUGCUGUCCCAGGUUUUCCCAUACUUUGUUUGGCCUUCGCUCUUUUCCUUUUUUCUAACUUGAUUGCAGUCUCUCCCCCUUAUUACCAUUAAUUUUUUUCAAGUAACAGCGUCCUUUCUUCAUCGAGCUUUUCCCAAAGAUAAAGAGAAUAUUCAUGCCCUCAAAAAUUUUCAGUGUUUAGACAAAAAAAUAAACAAUCUAUUUUUUACACUACAAAUGAGAAGAAAUUUUUUUUCAUGAAUUAUUAUUAACUUAAACAUUGUAACUCAAGCAGUUAGACCAAUUUUUUUAUGAGUUGUCACAAUCACAAUGUCUUGUAAACCAUAACAGAGGCGUAGUGGUUCAAAUAAUAGUGACUAAACUUUAUUACACACGAUCACAAUAAUAGUGAAUACGAAAUAGGUCUGCAACUCAUGCCAAACAGACUAUAUCUGAAAACACUCGGACGAUAUCAUUUGUAUUUCAAUACUAGCUUCUUGGUAAACUUCUUUACUUGAUAAAGUGUUAUCACACUAUGAAUAUUCAUUUAAAACAUAAAUGUUCAAUCUUCUUACAUAAAUAUCGUGAAUCAACUGUCAUAUUAUUUAACCACCAUUGCUUGUUUCACUCCUUGUUCUCUCCUGAUUGGCCAGUCCCAAUAUUAUGUAUAUUACAUAAGUAAUAACUCCUAUAUUACUUAUCUCCCAUAUAUUCAUAUCUGUGACAUGAGUGCAUUUUGUACAGAAGAUGCAUUCAUUGUGUCAUAUACUUCACAUAACUGUGUUAUUUCUGCCAGGUAGGAAUUUCUCAUGUUCAUUUUUUGUAGAAAAUAUAGAAGUAUACAUUUGAGAAAGAAGUCUAACCUUUUCAUUACUUUUCUCUUUUAUUUCUUUUUGCAAAGGUUUUAGAUGAUGCAGAAAUGCUUGCUGCCAGAUUCCCAGAUGAGGUAAGUUGAGCUUUAAACAACUAUAAGUGGAUAAAUCCUAAGGGAAGUACAACUUUAAAAAUGUUUUUUAAAAAAAAUUGCCAAUUUAUAUCUUAACCGACUCAAGCCUAACCUACUUAAAGGAGCAUACCUCCAUUUUAAAAUGCAUAUGUUAUUCAAAAAAUAAAAGAUAAAACAAGCAAUGUCAUUGCUAUUUAUAUUUUAAAAAAUACAAAAAUGAAUGAAAUAAUCGGGAUAACAAAUUAAGAGAAAGCCUUUUAAUAAUAAUAUCUGAAGCUGACUAUCGCAUUUUUUAAAAAUUCCUGUAGUCACCAUGUGAUCCAUGGUCACUGUAGCCUGCUAGUAUAUUAUCUACAGAUCUGUAAGAGUAUUGAAUUUUAUAGUCUGUUUCAGAUUUAUCUUCAACUUUAAAAUCAUUAUUAUUACUUUCUAUUUUAAUUUCAAUAAAAUCUACAUCGAUCUUUUAGACUGUUUCAUUAUCUAAAACUUUCUAGUCUAGUAAGCUUAGUGCCUUUUGGUUAAUGAGGUUGGAAAGCCAUGCUGAACUAAAAACUUCCAUAACUUUCUCAUUUAAAGAUUUCUCUUUUAAAAAGGAGCUUCAAUCGGGAGCGCAGCAGAAAAUUUUAGUAUAGAAAUGUAUGGUAGUUAAGUUGUUAAGUGGCCAUAAUGAGUGUCCUACGUGACUAUCAACCUGCAAGGUGUAGGAAGGCGCUGGUGGUAAUUUUGGAGGCGAUCGCUGUGCUUAUUGCAGGAUAGUGUUAAAGUAAUUCUGAAGGGUUUAUUCUAUGUUUUAUUGUACUCUCCCCCACAGGUUGAUGAAAUUAUGCAGAGAUAUAAGCUCAUCAUCAAGGAAUACAAAGACCUUGAUAUCCCAAAACAGAUCAUGGUGUUUGCCAGUGAAUGGAACAGCAACAUUGACAGGUUUUGCUUGCAGUACACAAGUGUACCAAUCAUAGUCAUCUCGUCACGGGUGGAAGCCUCUGUCUACGGUGGGGUCAAGCAGGUGAGCUCCAUCAGUCUGGCUAACUGGCAUGGGAGAAGAGAUUAAUGCAGUUUGACCUGGAUCUAAAUGAAAUAUUUAUCAAUUUUAAUUUCAAGUAAUAGAAUUCUUUAAUAUUUUAUUUUUUAUUCCUUAAUAUUGAGAAUUCAUUUCAUCAUCAGAAAAUGUCAAGUGUGGAGUAUGCCAUGACUUAAGUCUCACCCUUAAUGUUACAUAUUUCUGGGGCAUAGGCUGUUAUUAAAUGAACAUUUUAUUUGGCUCUCCUGAAAAAGAAACCUGAAAGAUGUUGAUGUAAAGCUAGUCUGUCUUAAUGCAUAAUUUCUUUGCAGCAGCCAUAGUGCUCAUAUUAUUUCUGUUAUUUUAAAAUAAUAUAUAUCUGUAUGCAAAACAUAUUUUUAUACAUCUAAAUCAUAUAAAAAUUUAUAAAAGUUGCUUGUAUUUUUAACCAUAAUCAGCUUUACUUUUAUAGUUUAUUUUUGUUCUCUUUUGUUAAGUUUGUGACUUUACUCAGAUUGAAUGAAAGGCUGACAGCUUUCUGCAAUCUGCUGGAUUCUUUAAAAUCAGAUCAUGUUGUUGCAUUCAGUUCAGAUUCUGAUGAAGUUGAGGAAAUGUGGCAGGUUUGUCAAAUUGAUAGCAUAAAUGAUAAAUUAUUAUUUUUAUAUCUUUAUUUAGAUGUAGACUAUGUUUAUAAAUACAUUUUUUUAUUGUAAAUUACAAAAAGUGUCUAUCUUGGGCAGUGCAAUCCAUUCAAAUUUAAUUAUCUGUGCAAAUAUCGGAACCAUAUUGGAAAAGUAUGGUUAUGUGCACUGCAGUAGCACAGCCUGACUUUUGAUUGACAACUUAAAUUUUGAUUUAUUUAAACUUGAAAAAUUGCUCGCUUAAAAUAUUUCUGUAUAACGAAUUAAAAAAGCUAAAUAGUUCAGAAAUUGACCUGUUAAUAAUUUAAAUUGACCUCAAUACACUUUCACACAUAUAUUAAGACUGCUUAUUUAUAAUAAUAAUCUUUACCCAAGAAUGAUUAAUUCAGUCCUGUACAAUGUUUUUAUACAACAGCUAAUUAUAUAACAUAAUUUAAAAUACUACAGGCUGCAAGAUCAAGAGGAGUCUACUGCUUGAUAAUACAUGAAAAACUCUCCCAGGACACAAUAUCUGCUGCAAGAGACCAGUGGCUCCAUUCCUCUCAUACCAAACAGCUUUUACUCAUGGGUAGGAUUUGAUUUUUUUUUUUUUAAUCAAGGGCUUUAAAUAUUUCAUAAUAUAAAAAUAUCAUUUGUAUUACUGUCUGAUGUGCUUUUAAGUACUAUUAUUAUUAUUAAUAUUAGUUGGUUUUAUAUAGCGCUGUACCCCAGCCUAGGGCCAGGCUCACUGCGAUUCAUAUAAAAAUUAGCAAUUACAGGAAAGUAUACGUUAAAAACAACAAUUUGUGGAAAGCUUGACCUCAACCACCCAAGUACUAACUAGCCAUGGACAGUACCCAGCAGAAUCAAGUGUUGUUUACAGUGUGUGUGUGGGGGGGGGGGGAGAAUGAGUCGGUAUAGUACAGUUUAAAGAUAUGGGUCUCUAAUGACAUGCUGACUUUAAUGCAAACUCUAGUUUGUUGCUCUCAUUAUUCAGGGAUUAUGCUACGUUGUGAAUCAUGAAUCCAGUAAUAUUUAACUGUGAGAUAACCAGGUCACAAUGGCAGCUAACCAAAGCAAAAAUAGCUGUAAUGUGUAAAAGUUAAGUAACUGAAAAAAGAAACAAAGGGAGUAAAAUAAUAAAUUUAACACUUGGUUAUGAAUAUUUUAUUUUUCUACCAGUUUGCACUGACCAGUGCUAUGAAGAUCUGGCUAUCACAAAUGCUACUUGUGUCAUCCAUUAUGGGCUGCCAGCGUCCAAAACAAAGUUUGGCAAUCGCCUUAUGUGCAUGCUGGAUUAUUUUAUUGACAGAACAUCUAAAAUUCAGGUAAGUUUUCCUGGUUCAUUAUACCAAUUCAUCAACUUGAUUUCACAGUGCAUUUGCACUUUGCAACAUUCUAAAAAAAAUUUAUGUGGGCCUGCUUCUUAAUUUCAAAAACAGUCUAUCUAGUUAUGUUAAAAGCUGUUCAAAAUUAUUUGGUUCUUGUCAAAGAAUAUAUUUAUUUAUUUAUUUAUUUAGGCAUUUUUAUAUAGCGCUUAUCAUAAAGCUCUAAGCGCUUUAAAAUUAUUAAAACAUUUUGAAAUAUUUUUAACAUUUUCAUUAUUCAUGAUUAGGCUGUGUUGUAACCUCAGUCAGAAAAAAUCCCAAUUUUAUUAUUAUAUGGUAUAAAAAUAUAUUUUGUUAAAGUAGCAAAGUUUUGUGUUGUGUUUUCUUUUAAUUUUGAUCAACGUUUUUAAUUUUUAAUAUUUUAGUGUCCACUUGGUUUUAUUUUUCUAUUUCAUAAAGAAAAUGGUAAUGUUAUAUUUUUCUUUUCUUAUUAUUUGCGACAUAAACGUAUGCAGUUCUGCAACCCAUACUUGCUAGAAUUUUCCCAUAUUUAUGGAAAAUUAGCACCUUCAAGGGAGUAAAUAUCAUUAUUUUUGAAGUCUUAAGAUGUCAAAUUAUACACUAUAUAUGCAAUAUUUCAUUUGUCAGUAAUACAUUUUUCAUGUUCUUUCACUUCAAUGAUUAAUUCAUUUUUACAAAUUGUUUUCCUUUGUUUAUAGCCUGAGAUGCAACCAGUGUCCCAUGUAAUUUUGACUGAAAAUUGUGCCAACCAUCUCAGCAGCUUUUAUGAGUUAUUACAGCGCUGCCCUUCUGAAUAUGAUGCUAAGAAUUUGGAAGGCUUUCUAAAUGGAUAUAUAACUGCAAGCAACUAAUAAAUUCUUACCUGCAAACUACUCAAAUUAUGAGCCAACUGAUACUGUAUUAUCUUUAAAUUUGGAUCAUAUUUAAAAUUAUUUUAAACAGCAGUGAAUACUUUUUUUUUUUUUAAAUGUUGGUGUUGUUUUUUCACCUUGUCAUUAAAAAGAUUUUUGAUUUUUUUUAUGUGUUGGUUUUGGUUAAAUCAAGUAAAUGCCUAGUAACAGCCUAUUUAAAAAAAGGCACAAACUCAAAAGUAUGUUUUAUUUUAUUGAAUAUUUUUCAAAAUGAAAAUAUUAAAAUCUUUGAUGUACAUUUGUCUAUGACAAAAAAUUGAGGGUCAUUAUAUUAUAACAGAUGAGAAUUUUUUUUAAACUGAUUUUGGACUAAAUUUACUAAAAAAAAACUUGAUUUGAAAUGCUGAAAAUUCCUUUUUUACUAUAACAUUAUUUCACAGAUUGUGUCCUUAAAUUUGAUGACUUAAUAUUAUCUGUGCAGUAAGGGCCAAUAUUUGAAUUUUAUUUUAUCUUUACUGGGAAAACAUUUUUUUUUUAAUUAAACGUGUUCACAUCUCUAAAUUGUGUAUCUGCUUCCUCAGAGUCUGGAAUCUGACCCCACGAAACAUCUAUGUCCUCUCUUGAAGUCAUUUGGCAAGUGUAUGAAGUAAAAAAUUCCAUUUGUUAAUUUUAGCAAUUCUCAUAUUUUUACAAUUUUAUCAAUAUUACCAAUGGGGCUUCUAGCACUAAAUAUAUAUUUAAAGUAAUUUCAAAAGGUCAGCCAACAGUAUUUUACUUUUAUUUUAACACAUUUUUUAAAUUUAAAAAAUUGUGGUUAUUCAUCGUCUGCUGGAAAAAACGUUGAGCGUUAUUCCCAGUCGUUUGGUCACGUGACAGUCACUCCCACCCGGCUGGUCAUAUGAGGGUUACUUCCAGUCGGUUGGCGUUGAAUUGUAGCAAUUACUAAACAAAAAUGUUGAUAGAGAAACGUACACUGUUUUCAACUUUUCAAGAGUUUCACGUAGUGCAGAAGAAACAAGACAAAUGUUGUGUGCUCUGUUACAUACAGCUCAAAGAAAGUAAGAAUAAGAUGAUUUUUCAUAAUUUUAUGGUGUGUAUUCUAUUUUAAAUAUCAUUCUAUUAUUUUUAUCAUCAAAGCUGCUUUUUUUGGCGGUAAAAUAGGCUACUGUAAUUUAACUAUAGUCUAAUUGAAACACCUGGUGCUAAAAAUAAUAAAAUCACAUUUAAACACUACAAAAUUGCAGAUAUUUAAUUUUAGGUUGAAUAUAUAUAUAUAUAUAUAUAUAUAUAUAUAUAUAUAUAUAUAUAUAUAUAUAAAAUUUACAUCUAUGUUUAUUAUGUUAUUAUAUAUAUUAUAUGCAAAACCGAUUUGCUUGUCCAAUCUAAAAAGUCUUUAAUAUGUUGCUAUUUGUGACAUUUUAUCGGUUCAUUUUGGACCAACCCUGUGGUAAUUAUCUGGAUGUUGACUUCACAUUUAUUUUCUUUCAGUUGAGAAAAGAGAUACACUUAAGUAUGACAAUGCUAAGUUUGUUUACAAGCAAGAUUACCCUAAUAAGGAAUUUAAUAGAAAAGGCAUCUGACCAAACCUAAAGUAAGUCUUUCUUUCCCUUGCUCUCUCUGAGAAUAGGUAGAGUUUAAAAAACCUUAGAAAUGUAAUGUUUGAUACAUAUCUGUAUUUAUAAACACCCCCCCACCCCGAUUUUUGUACAGUAUGGGUUGAAUAUUUUAGUUAUUUAACUAAUCACAUAAAUAAAUGUCAGAGGCAAUGAAAAAGUAGACAGUCUGGCAAAAACCAGGGCUGCCCAGCCUCAACCAGAAGCACCAGUCACUUACCUCGGUGUUAAAAAUUGCUGGCUGACCAUUUUUGAAGAAAAUGGUACAUGCAGUGGGAAGACUACAUGAAAGUCAGAAGUGAUUUUGUUAAUAUGCCACAUCCUAGCAAGCAUGACCCCCUGGUGGAAGUCAGGUUGAAUUGCCCAACUAACCCAUACUUUCAGCUAGACAGCAUACCUUGUAAUGAACUUUCAAAAUAUGUUUCCAAAAAUAAAACAAUUUUUAGGUUGAAACAGUAAAGAAUUAAUUUUUUUUCUUCAGUUUUCAAGACUCUAUGCAUCAAAUAGGAUUCCAGAAAUGUCUUGGCACCUUGACAGCAUGCUCAACAUUAAAUAUGUAUUAACAAAAGACAUCCAAGAAAUGAUCAUCAAAAAGGAGGGCAAAAUUAUACUCGGUUGAGACAUUAUGUCUUUAAGGCAAAACAUUUGUCAUCAGGAAAGAGUGGAGGAGGCACAAAAUGUGAAGAGGGGGGGGGGGCUUCCUUCAGUAUGGGACAAGUGAGUGUGGUGAAUUUAAUUUUAUGUCAUUCAUGACAGCAGAUAUGCUUAGUUCCCUCAAAGAAAUAAAUGAAGGGACUGCUUUCAAGCUUAGUGAAUGAAUAAAAUAGCGAAACGAGGUAUGUGGAAGCUUGAAAUAAGGUAACAGAACAAGAAACAAGGACGUUUCGGCAUAAAGCCUUCCUCAGCCAACAAUAGAAAUGAAAAUAUAACGAAGAAAAGAGCACAGUAGACAACUCAAGCAGUAUUCAUUCAUGUCUCCGGAAGUGGGAAAACAGGAAGCGAGAGAAUGUAAAUAUUGACACUGUGAGAAAUAAAGUCCACAAUAAUUAUGGACCAGAAUAUCCAGGGAUACAACAACACAUAGUAAUAAGAGAAUAGAUGAAAUAUAGGGAAACGGAGAAACAUCAGUAGGAUAUUAUUUGAUUAAUACCAUAUGGAGAUAUGGUGCCAAACAGCUGAAUAAAUUUAUUUUCCAUUUUAACCCUAUCUGGUGUGUUACUGCAUGAAAUCAAUGCCGUAAUGGUUACAUCCAAUGCACCUUUAUGUUCUUUUUGGUUGAAAUGAGAAGAGACCGGGGAAGGUUUACAUUGCUCAAUAUCCCUUAGAUGUUCAUAUCUUGUAUGUAAUGAUGUAAGACACAAUUUUGAAAAAUUAGAAAUUCUAGGAAAAUUUUGUGUGUUUCUAAAAAUGUUUCUACAUGUGAAGCUGUAUACUUUUUAAAAUGAUAUACUUACAAUGUUUAGAUGUUUAUAUAAAUUCAUUCAUGCUUGCGUAUUUAAUUUUUUAAAAUGUUAAUACUGUUAACAAUAACAGAACAAAGGAACUAAUAUCAAAAUCACUAAUUACCGGUAUACGUUUUCUGUAUAAUUACAUUUGUGUACAUUUUUUUAUCAAUUCAAAUUUAUUUUAACAAUUUUAAGUAAAGUUAAUCUUGUAUUGUGUUUAAUAUUUUUUUAUUGGCAUGAGUUAAAUUUCAAAGUACAAUUUUGUAAAUAGUGUUGUCCGAGAACCCAUUUUGCUGUAUAUAUUUUUCUGUAAAUAUUGUUUGGAUUUAUUAACAGUAAUUAAGCUUUAAUAGUUUUGUUUGUGCUUAUUUGCUUUUAAGAGUUUAUUAUGUGUUUAAUGUUAUUGUUUUUAAUUUUAGCAUUACAAAAUAUUUUUAAAUUAUGAAUCUAUUGUUUCCUUGUUUUGUGUGUAUGUUUUGACCGUUCAUGUAGUGUAAGCUUGCACGCAUGUACCUUUUUUAUGAAAAAGUAAAUAAACAUUAUUAAACUUAUUAAAUUUGUUAUGUAAUUUUUGGAAAAUAUUAUUUGCUGGCAUCACGUAAUUUAAAUUGUAAUAUUAGUAUUUUCGCACUGGCACGGUACAUCAGGUCUACCAAUAAGGUGCAUCUGCAUGAGAACACUUGUGUAGUCUUCUUGGGCACUCACAAGUAUUGCUGGUAAUAUUUAAGCUGUCACCAGAGUUCAUAAGUUUUGUUCAAGUUUGGGAAAACAGAACAGAGUGAAAAAUAUUAAUUUAUGGAAAUUGGGAAAAUUCUAAAUUUUGGUAUAAUUUUUUUAUCAAACUUGCAUUUAGCAAUAACUUGUUUGAUUUAUUGACUUAUUUUAAAAACAAAUGCAUCUUACAGCUCUAUGAGUGCAGAGAAACAUGCACAAAUAAGAUUUUAAUUUGGACUACCUAUAUGCAUUACCAGUAAACAUGAAAACAUUUUAGAUUUACCAGUAUGUUUAAAAAAUGUUACUAGGCCUAUAGACUAAUAAUAUAUUUAAUGUAACAGAAUAUGUUUUAUUCUUCAUGCUAGCAGAUCGUAUGCCCCGAUAGGAAAUGGUUAUCACAACGUGAAAUAGGUUUUGAUAAUUUAUUUCUUUUUAGCCUUAUUCCCAGCCGAUUGUUAUAACGCCUCCUUUAAAAAAAAUUUGUAUUAAUAAAUUUGUUUGCCAGCUGUGUUUGGUUUUUUUCCGCCGACUGAUCAUUUUUAUUCUUCCCAGGGACAAAGUCAAAUGUAAAAACAGACAUAUGUUUAUUCCUGAACAAGACAUAAAGACAGGAGAGUUCUCCAUGAACACAUUGCCGCCAUCUGGAGAAGUCACGGUAACACUAAAACUCAAUUGUACAAGACCAUAAACAGUACAAAAUAACUCUAGUUGCUUUUUGUGCCCUUUAACUAUAUUUAAACUUUUAAAUCAGUAAAUUGUACGCACUUUAAAUGAAAUUGGGAUAUAUUGAAGUACUACUUGUCAAUAACACCAUUUUUUUAAAUUACGAUUUUUUUUAAAAUCUCCAGUUAAAAGUCAUCAGAGUGGAAAAUGCAAGUCAAUAUUACUGUCACCUUAUUGAGCAUAGAUCUUACCCUAACAAAGUUCGUACUGACCUGCGUAUUGAGUACCAGAGACUUGCAAUGCAGUUGUUUUUCUUUUACAGUGAUGAGAAUAACCGUGUUCCCUAUGUUCCUAGUGAGAAUCAUUGUAAGUAACCAAAAUGUACUUUAUAUUAUAAUUUGUGAUGUUGACUAAGAUUAGAUUUGUUGAAUUACCAGAAACCAGUGAAUAAAAUAGUGACUGCUUUUAUUUUUACUUUGUUUUCAUUUGGUUUAGCGGAGGUUCAUGAGUAAAGAUCCUUGGAAGAUUCAUAGUCUGGUACUGAUAUAAUAUUUCCAUUAUGUGAUAACAUUCUACAUUAUGUUUUUCUAUGUGUUAUAAAUUAUUGUCGAAUAAUAAUUUGCUUCCUGUACAUUGAACAUAAGUAAACAUACACCUGCAAGUUUAUGGCUUUCUCUUAUUUUAACAGUUGAGGAUGGCUUGUGUGCUUUCAUGGAUGAGGAAGGCUCAUUUUACAGGUUAGUAAAGUCUUAAUAUUUAAACUUUCUGAUAUGUAAUUUAUUUCAGUAAAUAUUUUCUUUUUUCACAAUUAACAAUAUUAUUUAUUUUAUUUUUGAACAAAUGUCUUUUCAUCAUCCUUCAAAGAGCUAAAGUUGUUGAAGUUUCAACUGUGGUCACUUAUUACCAGUCAAGACAAUACAAAGUGUGGCUGGUUGAUGCUGGAUGCUACAAAAUUGGCUCCAUUGAGCAACUGGCGAAGCUGCCAAAAAGUUUAGCUGAAAUACCCUAUCAGGUGACAUGACAAUGCAAGCUUAAAAUACAUUGGUUCUUUGCUUAAUCAUAUUUAAACAUUUUAAGAAUAAAAAUAUGUUACUUGACGAAAACUUUUAGUCAGGGGUCUCAAGCUAGGCAGCCUACAGGGCAACGAGCAGUUUUUGUUUGAUGCACACGCUUUACUUAUAUUGAUUGUUUUUAUUUGAAGCUCUACAAUCAAUGGUAUAACAAAAUGUCAAUAAAACUAGACUAAAUGUCAAUUUUAUACAAUUUCCACUGCUCACUUUAUGGCAGAAUUUGAGAAGCACUUUUAUAGUUUUCUUUUCUCUAUUUUAACACAAGAUUGAUUUAUUUGCUUUUAGGCUAUUGAGAUCUUCUUAUGCAAUGUGGAACCCAUGGAUAAUGACACAGAAUGGACGGACAAGGUAACAUUCUAUUUUAGUGGAAAAUAUGAUUUUAGUAUUUUUAGUUGAGUCUUUGAGUUGAUUUGCUGUUUUUAUAAAUUUUAAUGCAUCUUUAUGUGAAGUUAUGUUUAGUUAAUUAGUUUAAUAAGAUGCAAACAAUUUGUGCAAAGAAAGCAAUAUAGGUAAGCUUUAUUUAUUUGAAGACAAAAUACAAAUUUAAAUGUUUUGACUAAUUUCCUCAUCACUACAACAAAGUGAUAUAUAACAGUAAUGUAAAUUAAAUUUGACAUUAUAUCUAUCAUAACUAUUAAAAAAGAAGAAAAAAAGAAAGAAGGGUGGGCACAAGUCCUUCACAAAAACAAAGAUCAGAAGAACAGAAAGGAAGUUAAUUAGUGAAGGAUUAUAAGCAGUGUUCCUUUAGUGGUUAAUAAAUGUACCAAAGUUAGAAGAAAACCUCAAGAAGGACAAUAACAGAAAGUGAAUGUUUUGGUCAAAAAGCCUUUGACAGAAAAUACAGUUAAAGACAGAGACAAACACUCUUAGAGCUUGUCUUAUAGAUAUGUAGUCUACAGGAAAUGGUAGAUAUACGCAACUUCAGAAGUGACCCACAAAAUGAAAGUCUUUACCUUUGAGAUUGACGGGAAACAUAAAAUAUUAGGAAGAAAGAAAUAAGUAAAUAAAUUAAAUUUCAAUUUUGUAUGAUUCAGAAAGAUGGUUGUCAGUAAUGAAAUAUAGUAAAAUGCUUUAAACCAAGACAGUAUGUAUGAGGAUUAUUGUUGUGUGUAUUGAUUGUCCUGUGUUGUAUGACUGGACGUGGUGCCUUGUUUUCAUGAAUGUUUAAACUUAAAUGUGUGAACAUUGGUUGGAGAACUUGAGAGAAUGAUCAUGUGAUUUACAAAAAGAAUGUAGAAUUGGAAAUACAGGUUAGUUGUUUCACAGACACAGACUUGAGUUGGUAUCUUAUUAUACUAUUACGUAAACCUCUAUGAAUAGUUUACUGCAUAGACACCUUAAUAGCAGGUGGUUUCAUAAUACAGCAAAUAUAAAGGUCAUUAUGAGGAAGGGAAAGAAAAUUCACAGUAAUCUGUCAUAUAAUGUAAAGGGCAGACCUGUUUACCCUCAAACUCUUAAAAUCGUACAAUAUCAUGACACAAUCUUUCAAUACAUUAUCUUAAUAGGAAAAAUAAUAAACUUUCAAGUACAUAUAAUGUAUACACCUUAAAAUUGUACAGAAUUAACAGGUUUGAAAGGGAGAUAGAGAUAGAACAUGACAUUCAUACGAUGUGGUGUCCUUAUCUCAUGGGUGUGUAUCAGUUCGUUUUCCAAAGUCACCCUUGCUUGCAUGUACGUAGAGGAAAUAACAGCUUUAAUGGGCACAUCUGUCAAGCCAUUGUGGUCACUCCUAUUGAAGUGAGAAGAGAUGGGACAUUGUAUAUUUCUUAUUGCUUGAACCUGAACGCUGUCCUCCCCAUAUUUUUCUUUAGUGCUUGAGUUCUUAUUUUCAGGCAUAAAUACUGUAAAACCUAAACCUCUAUUUCCUUUUAUUCAGGCUGACAUUUAUGCUCAUGAACUUAUGGAUGGCAAGAUACUGGUUGGUCGAAUCAUGCUGAGGUUUGUAGAUGGUUGUAAUAGCAAUUGCCUCCUAGGUGAUAUAUUAAGGUCCUUUUUUUUUUUUUGGCAAGGCCAUCAAGAUGUGUUGAAAUAUUUAAAUGAAAGUUGAUCGAAACCCGGUGGCAAUUUUCCACAUUGUGACUUUCAUUUCAACCAUAAUUAAAUAAAAUAGCAAUUGCCUCCUAGGUGAUAUAUUAAGGUCCUUUUUUUUUUUUGGCAAGGCCAUCAAGAUGUGUUGAAAUAUUUAAAUGAAGAUGGAUCGAAACCCGUUGGCAAUUUUCCACAUCGUGACUUUCAUUGCAACCAUAAUAAAAUAAAUAUUAAAACUUACAGUGCAUAAUGUGAUAAGUGAACAUGAUGCUGAAUUCAUUUUUACAAAACUUUAACCUUAAUAUAUUUUUAUAAUGAUCUGCUUAUUUUAUUUUAUUCAUAGACAUGACAUUAAAGUGUAAUGAAAUACAUUAUCAAUACUUAUAUUUUCUCCACCAGAGUUGGACUUACCUUGUGGCUGCGCCCGUUGGUUCAUCAGCAGACUUUGAAAGGAGUUGGCACCAUCAAUGAUAUCAACAUCAGACAUGAGCUCCUGAGCAAUCAUUUUGCAAAUCCUAAUCCUAAUGUAAGGAUCGUGAACUUUUGAUUUGAUUAAUAUGUCCUUUACACUGCAAUUUUAAUUAAUUUUUUUUCGAGAAGGUUUACAAAUACGGAUGAUUAAGAAACCUCAAAUAACUAGACCUAACAUUAUUAUAAAAGGAAGAGCUGAUGUAUCAGUUGUGAUCAAAAUGUUUAUUAGACGUAUGAUGACAAAAUAAAUUCACUGUCAAAACCAUAAUUAACCCUCGACAUAAAUAAUGCUGAUUGCAGGUUUUUUCUGUUCUUAUUCUAUUAUACAUCACUGCGAUUUCAAUUUAAAAAUCUCACAUUUGCCAUCUCAUUAUACCAAUGCAGAUAUCGUCAAAUCAAAUGUUCUGGAAUCCUUUAAAAAAAAAAAGUGCUAGUGAAAAUAGAAAUUAUAUUAUUCACAUGAAAUGAAAGGCGGAAAUGAAAAUUUUUAGCUCUUAAUAGCCAAUGCUGUUUGUUUUAUUUUCAUCCCCUCCUGUAAGAUCCCCCAAAGCCCCUCUCAGAGUUAACUUUUGGUUAGGUUAUCUUUUAAGGAGCUCCAACAUUGGACUACAUAAAAAUGUUUUGCUUUUUUUAAUCUACUUUUUAUGUGUUUGUUUACAGCACAUAAAGCUCCUCUAUGAAUUCUUCAGAGGGAAAAUAGAAAUUCCAGAGGACAUAAUGCAACAGUAUUAUCAUUACUCCCUGUAAGCCAAUCUAAGUGUCAUAUUAAUGUGUUAUAUUCACUAAGCGGUCUUAAUUUUUGUUUUCAUUCGGAACCAAUAAUAUAUUUUUAACUUUAUAUAAUGCAUAUUAAUUGUAUAUAGCAUGUAUCUUAUACCAAUUGAAUUUCUUUUAAAUCUAUUUUAUUUUGAAAUGUUCACAUGAUUAUAACUUAUUAAAAAAAAAAUUUAAUUCAACAAUUGAAAUAUAAUUAAUUGUUUUUAAGUUUUGUUUUUUAUUAAUCAAAGUAAAUUUAAAAUAAUAACUUAUGUGUGUGACUCAUGUGAAGGGGAAAAAAAAUCUUUCUAGCACUUUCAGUUUUGUUUGCUAGUAAUUCAAUAGGAGCUAAGUAAUAAUAUAGUUUGAAAUACAUUAUAAAAAAUGUAUUCUUUUGACAGAGAGAUUGAGAUGUCACAAGAAAUUCUGCCUGACCGCUCAGAGUACCAUUCAGUAUCAAUAGCAGCAGUGAUAAAUCCAGAGCGGUUGUACCUUCACAAAUUGGACAAUUGGGACGCGUAAGUUAUGGUGCUGUUCAGGCUUUGUUACUUUAUUCUUAGUUACUUAAGCUUGCAUGUCACAACAAAUCUACAUAUGCAAUGUUCUCAAAUCUAAUAUUUUUCUUUUACAUCUCUUUAUUUUUAUAUUUAAAAAUUGUUAUUUUAAUAGAUAUAGGGUGUCUAUAAGUAUAUUUAAUGAACAAACAAAGGUAUUUUAUAUGUUAAGCUUUUUUUAAAUUUUUAAAUGUGUUUGAUUUGCAGCCUAAUUUGAUACAGGACGAAUGAAAUAUUAUAUAGAUGCACUAAAUAAUAUUACAAAACUACCUAUUAUAUUUAAAAAGUUCUCAAAGUAGCUUGAAUAACAGCAAGAAGAGUUAUAAAGUAAAUUUUUUCUUUUAAAUGUUACAUGAUCCCAUUGUUUCUUUAGACUGAUGGAGCUGCAAUCAAGAAUUGCAAGGACCAUGGCAGUAGAAGAUGGCAAGGACAGUGAAAGCUCCCCCAAAGUAGACUCAUCCAUUAAAUUAGAACUUGGCAGCGUGUGUCUUGCACAAUCUGAGAACACGUUAGUAUCAGUUUUUAAGAUUCUGUUAACAGACAUUUUGAUAGAUAUGAUUAUAUCAAACAUCAUCUAGUGUUACUAUUUUUGCAUGGCCUAACCUUGCUCUUCAAGUUAACAUGUUCAAGUUUUUACGUGUUAAAAAAUAAUUUAUAUAUUUUUUUUUUUUAUUCUAGAAACAUUUUUAAAUUUACUGUAUAGAUAUUGGUAAGGGACCUUUUCUAAGAGUCUUUAAAGUUUAAAGCCAAGAAUAAAUUUGUAUUCCAUAAUAUAUAUUUACUGCAGCAAUGCAACUGUUUGUACAAGAUUUUAGUUCUAAAAUUUCAUGGCAGCUAUUUUGAAAUAUAAUUUUAACAGGUAUCAAAUAUAAUAACUAUUAAGGCGCUGCAGUUUAGUUCAACACAAAAAGAGCUUGUAACUGAGCCCUUAAAAAAAAUCAUAAAACUUAUUAUUUGCCUCUGAAGCUGGUACAGAGCCAAAAUUGUGUCUGACUGUGGUAAUGACAUCUGGAAAGUUUUUUACCUUGAUUUUGGAGAUGGAGAAGAUUUGCCUGGUCAUCUCUUGAGACCUCUGCCCAGAAAAUUUUCACAGUUGCCAUGCCAAGCAAUUGAAUGUCAGCUUGCUUACAUCAAGCCUACAGGUAAAGAUGCAGAAGUUGGUGGGUUUUUUUUCAAUUUUUGCCUUAAUUUUUUUCAUUCUUAUUUAAUUUUGCUCAUCUUGUCGAGGUGAAAAUUUAUAGGCGAAAUGGACUUGUAUGACAGUGUAUUGUUUUGUAAAAAUAAUUUUCAUUAGGAUGCCUUUAAACUAGUCUAAUUUUAUUAAGAAACCGUUACAUUUUACUUUGGCGGGAGGGGUGUUUGUCAAAAGGACAUAAGAAGUUGUUUUAUUUAGUGAAAAAAUAGAAAAAUUAUAUAAGACUAAUGCUUGUUAUAAUUAUUGGAGUGGCUUUAAAUAACAUUAAGCAGCCAGCAAGGAAUUCAUAAGUCAGAAAAUUUUCUAGCACUUAUAUAACAGAAUCUUAUGAGUUUAAAUUAGGUAAGGAUAUUUACUUAUGCCAAUGAAAAACAGCACAAAAGCUACAAUACAGCAAAUAAUUAAGUCUUACUUCUUUUGCUGUUUGAUAGAAACUAAUUUAGUCAGUGAUCUGUUGUUUAAUCUACACUGAUGAUCCUCUAGUCAAAUUUUUUAAAUGGAGACAUUAAUUAUUUUACCCGUUAAUUAUUUUACCCUAACUGAAUCUAUUUUUCAGGAGCUGAGUGGUCUAAGGGAGCUAGCGAAGUAAUCUUGGAUCUGAGCUACUUUGUCAAUGCAGUAAAGAAGAAUCUACUUGCAAAGGUGAGAGAAUGAUUUUUCUAAAUAGUUUUUUGUAGGGUGUGAUCAAGUACAUGAAUUCAUUCACAGCACCAGUGUAAACACUCCCAUAUUAACACUACAUCAAAGAAAUGACAGUAAGAAAAUAGUUUUAUUAAUGCUGGUAGGCACUCAUUAAAUAGUAAUAACCCUAUUAUAAGAAUAUAUUGUUAUUUAUCUUUUCGUACAAUAUAAUUUUCACACUCUAUUAUUUUGGUUAGUUCAAUUUCAAUACUAUAUUCAUGAAUGCAGGCAAUACAAUUUUGUAGAAUAACUUGGCUGUUGCUAGCCAUUGAUUAAAACCGAUUACUUCUAUUAAUUUGGUACAAAUUAUUAUAAAAUCCCAUUAAAAGAUCCUAGAUUAUCUCAAUUUACAUUUGACAUAUGGAUAGUACUUUCUUUAGUUUGAUUACAGUUAUUCUGGUAAAAUCAUCUGAUCUGCUUAAUCCCAUCAGCUGGUGUAGCGACCUAACUUAAUGUGUAUAUUUCAGGUUGUAGACAAAUCUGAACCUGUAUAUGGAAUGGGCAAGAGACUUGUGGUUGAUAUCUCAAACACUGAGAACAUGCACUUCUCUGAAGAGCUUGUGAGGAGACACUUAGCAGUUGGUGUUGAUGAAUCUGCUAAUAUUACGGUAAGUUUUUCAGGUACUUGUUGCUUGGUUUUAUCUAAGGAGAUGAUAAUGAAAGAACCACUUGUCAACCUUUAAAGACAAAAUGUGAAAGCAUUACUUUUUAUUGAGCUUGUCCCUCAGUUGCAACUGUUCCAGCAGGCAGGAAAUAGAACCAGUGAUACAGUUUUUUUUCCCUUAGAGAGUCAUGUUGCCUUGUGUUCAACUAAUGGCUUGUUAAGAUUAUGGUCUCCACCUAGUAUAUUUUAAAUUGAUAUAAAAAUUAUUGUCUUGUUUAGAUCAGUGUUUCCCAAACUUUAAAGUUUGGCAGACCAGUUUGGAAUUUGCACUAAAGACCACUGCCAGAUUUAAUAUUCCUUUUUUAUUUUACCAUAAAAAUUCAUGUUAUUUAGACCGGCAACGUAAGGCUCUUGGACCAGUGCUUGUCCACAGACCAUACUUAAGGAAAUAGUUUAGAUCUUACAAAAUUGUGUGAGAUUUAGUGAAGAUUUUUCUUAAUUGUCUUAUUACCUUUAUAAAAGCAAACUGUAUUUGUAUUGAAAAAUUUCUGUAAAUUCAGAAUUUGUCAGAAAUGUUUAGAAUAGUAUUUUCAUGUAAUUUGAAUAGAUUAUUGCAUGAAUAGAUUUUUGCUUAGUUUUACUCUGGGGUCCAAAAUAUUUGGCCACUAUAUAAGCCAAUACUCUAGCAAGUGACAACAUACCCACUGUAGAAUAAUGGACUUAAAAGGAAUAUGAUCUUGUUGUUACAGAUGUUGCUGGACAAGCCAGCGUUAAAGUCACAGAGGUUUUUCAACCUUCAAGAUAAGAUUCCAUUUUUGUGUGCCAAUAUUUACUGGUCUGAGGUUAGAUUUCCCCCAUUGAAGAUUUAUUUAAAUUCAAAUUUUUCUUUCUUACUAUAUUUCAUAACACCUAAAACAGUUUUUAAUGAAAGUUAAAUAAUUUUAAAAGCACUUGCUUUUGUCUUUUCUUUCUUCACAAGAAAGGCUUCAUUUUUUAAUAAUACCUUAAAAUUUAUUGGACUAAAUGUUCUCCCAUAUCCCUCAGGACCAUGAAGAGUCAAUAAGGCAAGCCAAGGAACUGCAAGGAAUACUGAGCAUCAGAGAUCAAGGGUAUCUCAUUUACUAUACUAAUAUAAACUUAUUUAAUUUACUAAUAUUUAUAAUUAACUAAAUUACCCAUUUUAUUAUUGGGUAGAAUAUUAACAUGGAUAUAAAAAAAAUAAUAUUUUGGUAAUACUACUUCACUUGCCUGCCUGUAUCAGGCAUUUUUUUUGCAUAAGUUUGUCAUUGUGGGUGAAGCAUGCUCCCUCGGCUGUUAUAAAAUCAAAUAAUCACUCUUGAAAUCAAUAUUUGCAUUAAGGGAAUGAGGUUUUAUGACAUGAAGGCAAAUUUUUGAGCCUGAGAAAUACUCUAAAUGUUUUAUGUUUAAAUUGUUAUUGUUUAAAUAUAGUUAUCUUAGUAAGAAUAUUUUUAAAAUGUUGUGGAAAUGGAUACGUACAAUGUAAUCAAAUACAUUACAAUGAAUUUGGGUCAAUAAAGUUAUCUUAACUUUUCAAUCAUUAUUUGAUUUUCUCAGUUGGGAUGUUACCAUUGAACAGCGUGAAGUCCUUCAACCAGUUGUGAAACUAUUGGGUUAUGUAGCUGAUGUUGAAGCUCAUGGCAUUGUGAUCUCAAGUUUGACAGCUUGCUGUAAGGACAGUCAAAUGUAAGUUGUAUGAUUAUUUAGGACAUAAUUUGUCUUGGAUGAGCUGAUCUUAACAUUUAUUGACAGUGCAAGACUGUAGAUUUCAGUUAUAUCUCUUUUUUCGGUGUAGCAGUUUAAACUUUCACAUAACUCAUCAAUUAAAUUUAGCCUUAAAAAUGUGUCAAGAUAGAAUUUCCCCACACUUUUUUUUCGUGGUGACCCACUAGCAUUUUUAGCCCUUUUUCUGGGCUGCAGGUAACAUAAAAUAGAUUGGAAUGUCUAUGCAGUUUUUAGAUAUCGGUAUUUCAAUUGCAAAAAUGUAAAAGAAAUCAAACAGAAAUCUGGUAAAAUAUCUAUUAAUGAGAACAUCAUGACAUUUAUCAUUAAUUAAUUAUCGACCAUAUUUCUGUUUAUUUUCUUUAUAUUUUUUGUUUGUUUUUUGUUAACUAGAAAAUUUAGGUUUGGAGGAAAAUAUUCUAUUUCUAUCCUCUGAUCCUGAUUAUUAUUUUUUGUCCCUAAUUAUUCCCUUACCCAUAUUCCUACUUUGUUUGGCCUUUUGCUUUCACAUUCUCAACCAGUCAUUUUAACCAGAAUUUCAUGCAUGCCUUUAAAAUAGUUAAAGAGUGUUCUGUGUGAUUUUGUAGGAAAGUGAAAGUAUUACAGCUAUUUUGUGCAAAGACAACAUGACUAGGGUCUGUGGCAAUUGAUAGGUGUCUGAACCAUCCCCCAUGGCUAAUGACAUUUAACAAGGUCAAGUUCUGGUGCUAACAUUAUUCAGACUUAUGGUCUCCACCAUGCUGACUAAUGCUUUCAGAAAGGGAGAUCGGAUCGGCAUCAACCUCAGGAGGCUACUUUUAAAAUCCAAGGUCUUGAUGGAUAUCAGAGAUUUUCUGUAUGCUGAUGACAUUUCCUCUUACUCUUAUGCUGGAUUAGAAGCUGAUAUGCUUCUUCAAUGCCUGCACAUUUAUUUUGUUCUUACGCAUUGGGCUGAUAUCCUGAAAAACCUAAUGUUCAGCCCAACAUUUAAAUCUGAGAAAGGCUUAAAGUGAUAAACAGCUUUUCUAACCUAACAGCCCACAGUCCAAAAGUGGCACAAUCAAUGAUACUUGAUUAACCUGGUUUAAAGUCAUAACUACAUGACAUUUUAAUGUAACUUGUCACCACAACCAGUGCAUAACACUGCGUUGUAACAAUAUCCAUACACUGUUUUAGCCAGUCAAAGGUGAUGGAAGAAGUGUGUAAGAUUUUCUAGAAGACAAAUCAAAUGAAGGAGUACAAUAAAUCACUUUGAAAAAGUGUGAGUUUUAUUGUUAACGAUGUGAGCAGAAAAAAAACAUAUAUAAAUGCCGUUGCAACUUUUGCCAGUGUAGACACUACCGGUAUCAGUUUUAACAAUUUUUUAAAAAUAUGGUCUUCCCAAAGAAAUAUGAAUAUUGUAUGAGAAGAGCAAGAAAAUAAACAAAGAAAAAUUAAUUUUAAUUGUGCAAGUGAAAAAUACUUCAAGCCUGUGUGGUUCCAUUACAUUUAGUGGUUCCACAAAAUCCCAAAAAACAGCAGUGAGGUCAAGACAGCACGAUUCCACAAAGGGAUCAAGAAAUCUGGAAAAGAAGGUGAAAUGGAAAUGUCAUAUGAUGCCAAAUAUAAGAAAAGCAUAGGUACCCUGAAGGAUCAAGAGGACAGGAAUGACCCAAAAACACUUGGGAAUGUAAUAGGGAAAGUAAUAAGAUUGGAAAGAGUUUAAGAAGAUAGCAAGAGACCAGAAUGAUCUUUACUUCACUGGAAGUUGAUACGGCAAAGAAGUGCGAGUGUUUAAACUCUAAUAAGAAUAUCUAACCAUAUUGUUUUAUUAUGUGUCAUUAUCAAUAUUAUAGAGGUGUACAAAAAAAAUAUAGAACUUAUUUUAAUUUUUUUUUUAUUUCAGACUCUGUGAUUUGGCUCUUUCUUUACACUUACCGUUUUGUUUGACAAGUUGCCUGGAACAGGUAUUGUAACAUCCAUAAUAUAAAGGCUUCUUGUCCAAUCCUUAAUUAUUAUUCUCAAUAUACUAUAAAAAGUAGAUCACAAUUGUUAAGAAUCAAAUUUUAAUCUACAUUAUUUUUACAAGAAUCAUCUUCGUUAAAUAAAAAACUGUACAAUUUAUUGAACUCUGUAUCCUUAACAGGAAAGUCGGCCAGAAAUCCAAUACCAAGCGACUGAAGCUAUUGCUGUCUUAGUGACCUUAGACAGGUAGGACUUUGUCGAUAAGUAACUUUUAAAGCAUAUAUUGGGCGGAAAAUACAAAAAACUUAAAAACUUCUUUUGGGCAGAAUUCUUUAAAAACUUUACUUGGAAACAUUUUGAUUUUCUAACACUUUCUGUCACUUGUCUUUAGAGAUAAAACUUAAAACAAAAUGAUGAAAUUUGAUUCUGUCGAUUUUCAAAAUUAUAAUUAACUUGACCUGGUCUUCAUCAACAAUGAAAAAAUAAUUCAAUCUAUCUUAAUCUAUGGCACCUAAAAUUUACAUUGGAUAAAAAUUCAGAUUCAACAAUUUCAAAUACAUUGCAAUUGUAACUUAAAUUCUUGGCAUGAUUAAGAAGAAGGUUAAAAUACUUAUGAUGUUAUUUUGUUUUCUUACAGUUUCUGUGAGUAUGUGAACGAGAUUAGUGAUCUUGUCAAAACUUUGGAUGAUUUUCUCAGUGUGCACCAAACAAAACCUGUGGAUCUAAAAGUGAGUAUACCUGCAAAAUAAUUAAGAGAGAGUUUUUUCAAAAGUGCUCCAAAUUUAAACAAUGAAAAUGUUUUCCUUUAAAUUUUUAUUUAAUAAAUUUAAAAUAAAGAUUUUCAUCAGCAAUACGGAUUUCAAUCUAAUAUAACAUGAUUAUUUAAAACUGGACAAUGCCGCCGUGGACUUGACAUCAGUCGAGAGUUUCAAGGCUGCCCUGGCACCGGCUAGGAGCCAUUAGGACAGCCCCAUCGUUUCCCAAACCGUUGAUUAUAUGCCAGAUCAUGGUUGCAGCAACGUCGUCAAUCAGAAUCCACAAUCGAAAUAAAGGAAUGCUAAACUGAAAAUUAAUUGAAAUCUUUUUUUUAAUAAAGUUAAAAUUAUCCUUUUUUUUUUUUUUAGCUAUGGAUUUAGACCAAUAAUUAUUGUCUCCAAAAGAAUCAAAUAAUUAUGUCUUUACAGCAGAAAAAAGGUAAAAUGAAAAUAAUUUAAACGUUCUAAAAAAGUUCAAUUUAAAGAAGUUCAUAAUUUCAUAUCUUCUAUUUUAGACCCUCAAAAAUCUGUGCUCUUCAGCCUCUCAUCUUGUGGAGUCAUGUUAUGAUAAAAGGUGAGACCCCAGGCAUAAACCAUUUAAGACAAAUGUACUUUACAAAAAUAACAUUACCUUUACAAAGUAGGAGAAUAAAGUAUAAAAUCAGCAUAGAUCUUAUCAAUAAAUGACAUUAUUUAUACAUUUAAUUAACAGCUUGUGUGAUGUGUUAAAAAGACCAGAAUUGAUUAGUCAAAUUUGCAAAAACAUUGCAAUGACAUGUAAUGACAAUGAAAGAGAGCCCUGGUUGCAGCUCCUUGCAGCUAUAACUCUCUGGAAACAGUAAGUAAAUAAAAAGCUUUUCUCAAAUUUUCUGCCACCGACUUCUAGAAUAGUUUAUGAGGGCUAAUGGAAUCGUUUUUGGUUUUUUUAAACACUAGUAGUAGUAGUAGUAGUAGUUUUUAAUAUAUAAUUAAUAAAAUCUUAUAUUAUAUUGUUGCAUAAAUGCAUUAUAUUUUUUUAUUCAUUUUUUACUUCUUAUGUUGUCAGAAUAGCAUCAUUUUAUCCCUUGUCUCCUAACAUUCAGUUUUUUAAUAUCACUGUUGAAAUGUUUGGUAAAUUAUUUUAAGUGUAAAUUUUAUGUAAUUUGGUGUAGUAAGACCUAAGUAGUGAUGGUUAUUAAAAUUAUUUUAUUACAGCACCCAUCCGUCUGUUAUGAGAGAGGCCAACAUAGAUGUUAUUUUACAGAUGUUGACUAAGUGUGUGGAUCAAAAGGUCAGGAAAUACUUAGAAGUUCAUUAUUGUCUCGUAUAGCAAAACUCAGUUCAAUUAAGAAAACAUAAACUUUUUCUCUCCAGAUCAAAGCUGCCAUCGUCAAUUUUAAAUGAUGCAAAAGAACCAGUUUGUUUCAUUUCCUUUCUUAGCUAUUUGCUUUAAAUCACUUUUAAUCAAAUCUAGAAUGAUUUUCCUUUGAUAAACAUUUAGAUUUUAUUAUUUUCUAUGAGUUUUUACAGAGAAUGAAGUAUUUAAAACAGUUGUAUUGAUUAUCUAUUUUAUUUUUGUUUACAGUGAUCUAAUAAAGGUAGAAAAUAUUACACUGAUGACUAUUCAGAUAGUGAUUUUAUGAUUUCGGAUGCAGAGGCUGAUUUUGAGCAAUCGUAUAAUCUUAGUAAUAGUACUAGUGACCAAAGUAAUUAUGGAAUAAUCAGCUGAUGAACAACCAGCCCCGCCCCCAGCUUAAGUGCCUUGUAGAAGAACUAAUACUGUUCCGUCCAUCCAUCCCUGUGGCACUAAAGCCCAUGUAGGGCUUUGGCCUGCCUCACCAUUUCCUUCCACUCAGGCCUAAUGCAUUUCUUUCCAUGCUUGGAUUCCCAGCUGUUGUAGAUCUUUUUCCACAUCACCCAUCCACCUAAGCCUAGGUCUGCCUUUGAGCUGUAUUCCUCUGGGGCUUUGGUGAUGCACCCUCUUCACUCCUCUCUCAUUUGGCAUUCUUUCUAAUUGUCUUGCCCAGCAUAACCUACCCUUUUUUAUUUCUGCUACUAGCAUGGGAUCCUGAUAUGGACUAUACAAUUCCUUGUUGGUUUGUAUUCUCCAUCCAUAUUCAUCCUUUGUUGGUCCAUACAUUUUCUGGAGAAAUUUUCUCUCCCAUGGUGUUUAAUAGGUUUUCUGCUGUUUUUGUUAGGGUCCAAGUUUCACUUGCAUAUGUUACAACUGGUCUGAUUACAGUUUUAUAAAUAGUUUUGUUUUUUCUUGCAAUGUUUUUACUUUUUAGUCAUUUCUGACAUCAGAAGUAUGCUCUGUUACCAGCUGAUAUUAUUUCUUUUAUUUCUCUUAGUAAUUUGGUUCUUUCAUUUAAUAAAGAUCCCAGGUAAUUGAAUUGAUUUACUUUCGAAAAGUCUGGUUUCUAAUUUUAAUGGUUUUAUCUGUCUAUUCUUCCCUUAUCAUAGUGAUUUAUUUUGUUUUUUGGUUGCCAACUUCCAGCCCUGCUUGUUGUGAUUCAUAUUCUAAUUCAAUAAAGGCUUUUGGUAUGUCUUUACUACUUUUCCCUAAAAGUUCUAUGUCAUCAGCAUAUGUAAGAUACUGAAGGGGUUGAUUGUAGAGAGUGCCUAUUGGUUGUAGGCAUUGAAUCUCCCUCAGAAAGUAUCCUGCUAUUGUCAAUAUGUAUGCUUCUUAUAACUCUCUCUGUUAGGUUACAAGGCAGUGAGUUUCCUUUGUCUUAGGCCUCGUCUAAUCUGAAAUUCCUUGAAUAUUCUCCCUGAACCUUGACACUGUUCCUACUAUGAAUAAUGUAGAUUCUAAUUUGAAAACUGCUGAUCUUGGCACUAAAUCUGAGUGCAAAUUCAGAUUUUUACCUUUAAAAAAUGUGGGUGUAAAUUUGGAGCUUGUGACUAGUAAGUCUAAUGAACUUGACUGUUGUUUUACUUUGCUAGACACUGUUAUUAUUCUAACUUAAAAUAGGCAGAAAUUGUAUAUGCAUGUAACUGAAACCCAGAAAUAAUUCAAUAAUUCAAAUUAGGAUAGAGGAUAAAAAUUCUUUUUAGUCAUUUAGCCAUUUGUACAGCUAUAAACAUAUUUAUCUCCAAAAAUACAAGAAAUUAGAGCACAAUAUGAUACUAAUAAAUUGCUUUUAUUACAUCCUUUUACAAAUUACAUCUACCUUAGAAAUAUUGUUCAACAAACCCAAUAUAAUUGUGUGAGCUUUUCUUCUGUUUAUUUUUCUAUGGCCCUAUCUUGUGCUGAGAUUGGAAGCUCUUUUUUUUUUUAAAUUAUUUCAGUGCUUGUACUACCUGCUGUCAGUGUGUCAGAAUCUUGUAAAAGGAAGCAAAAAGCACAAAACAGAUCUGCUGAUUAGCAAUCUAUUCAAUAUUCUCAAGGGGUAAACUACUCUUUUUGUUGUUGUUUUCAAAAGUAAAGUUAUGUGACUUGAACAGCUUUUGUUCAUUUAAUCAAAAAAGGAUUCAGUUACCGUAGUUCAUUUUACACUCGCAGUAGCGAAUGCUUAAAAAUCUUUUAUUUAUGCUAGUUUUAUAAAUAAUUUUACAAACCCAAUUUAUUAUAUGUAGAGUUUUUAUAGCAUUGUUUUUUAUUUUUAUGCUUACAAUUUCAGUCUUUUGGACAAGGGUUUGAAAAGUCCAGCCUUAGAGUUAUGUGAGAGUUUGUGUGAGGAGAUGAACUUGACCUUACCUCCACCCAGUGAGUUAACCGGAGUACCUGCACAAAAAGCUGAUGACAUAGCUAGAGUGUAGGUUUUUGUAAAUGUUACUACACCAAAAUAGUCUAGUACACACAAUUCACAAGUACAUUAUUAUUUUCAGAACUUUGCAGUUUCAGUUAAUACACAUUUAGCUUGGAACCACUUACUAAGUCAGUUUUCUGUUAUUAUAUAGUUAAUUCAGGUCAAAUGUACACACAAACAUUUGUUUUAAAAAAGCCACCCAACGGCUCUGCUAAUACUUACUUCUAUUCUAUCAAAUGGAAAUGAGUGAAACAAAGUAUUGGAAAUCCUGAAUAAAUAACGUGACAAAACAACGAACAUGUGGGCAAGAACCCUUCAUUAGCUAACAAACAACAUUAAAAACGGAAUUAAAGUAACACUUAGCUGUAAUGUAGUAUCCGAGAGGAAUGUGACAGAACAUUAGUGGGUGAGAGAUUAAAUACAGGUAAAAGGGGACAGAAGAGAGGAAAAGUAAAUCUGCUGAGAUUGGUCGUAAUGAGGAAGGGUUGGAGAAAAGGUUUAACAGGUGAAUGAGAAACUGACAUUCAUGCCAUGUGUUGUCAAGGUUCCAUAAGUCUGGAUCAGCUUGUUUUCCAUUUUUUAACUAAUUUUUACCACAUUUUUUAUUUAAUUUUUAAUUAAUAAAAAAUUAAAGCAGAGAUAACUUUUUUUAUAUCUUCUUUUUUUUUUCUUCUUCAUAAAAAUAAUAUGUAAGCUUCCAAAAGAAGUUAGGUUAAAAUGAAUUCUAUCUUCUUUCAGUUCAUGUUUACUCUACAAGGUCCACUUUUUUUCACAGGGUCACCCCAGAUGUCUCAUGGUCACAAAGCUGUUUUAGGGUUGUUAUUACCUUUAAAGUUAGACAAGCCAAACCCGAGGACUUCACUAUCACAGAAAACAGAAUUUGCUGCAGGUGAGGGAACUAUUUCUUAAUACUGGAUUGAAUUCUGAGCCCAACUUGUUUUUCAAAUACUCUCGUACAGAAGCAAUUUCUAGCAGCAGCUGUGAUAAAUUAACAUACAUGUUGAGCCCUAAAAAUAUAUAACUUUUUUUGUUGUAAUUCAAAAGGUGAGAUAAUAAGGGAUAGACUAUUUCCUGUACGCAAGAUGUAACUAUUCAUUUUGUGUGCUGGGGACACACUGUGAUGAUAGUUAUCUAAAUGUAUAUAACUGUCACUGCCACUUCUAUAUAAAAUGAAUUAACAAGUCCAACUUCACACUAAGCACUUUAUUCACAUAAUAAAUAAUCCUUGGGACAAUAAUAACAUCGACAACAGCACAGGAUGUACAUCCUCAAGAUAUAUAUAUAUAUAAUUUCAAUUCUUGGAAAUUGAUUAGUUAAAUACAAUAUGUAUGUCCACCUUGUUCAAUUAUGUCUGCUGUCGUCCUUGCACAUAUUUCACAUUUUAUCAGAUAGAAGAAAAGAAUCGCACAUGACCUCACAAUAUAGUGGCCUUUACCCUAUCAGUUAUAUCUGUAUAUUUGUGUGCCUCAAUUGAUUUCAUCCAAUAUCAAAUCAGCAUGUGCAAAGUCAUACUUUUACACAAUAUACACAAUUACUUUAAUGUUUUUGAAUUAACUUGGUGCACAGGUUAACAAGAAGAUGUUGAAUUUUUAAACUUAAACUAAGCAAAGAUAUUUUUUUAAUGAAACAUGUUUGUAUGUAUUUAAUUAUUUUUAUUUUGUGGUUGAUUUUAUCAUUUGAAUGACAAGGCUAAGCCUUGAUUAUGAUCAUAUAAUGGACAGUAGUGAUGAAGAAGAAACUGAGGACCCCAACAACUUCUAUCAAUCACAAUUACCAAAAAUUAUUCCACAUCCUAAAGAGAUUAUAAAAUAUUGAGAUUAAUUUGGUUAAGCAUGAGAAUUUUAGUCACAUUGUAGAAUUAUUUCUCCUCAGUUGUGAAUCGGGUGGAAUUCUCUACCAGUUAGACUGGGAGCUGUAUGACACAGUUGUUCCAGCAAAAACCAAGUAUGCCGCACAGUCUAGUGUAAUGCUGAUUUCACUUGCCAAGAAUGUCAAGGGCCAGUGGAGUCGUCUACUGAAACAAAAGACUAAGGUAUGAGUUUAUGACUGAUAUGACAGAUAUUCAUCAAUAUAGUCUUCUUUACAGUUUUUUUUUUCUUUCAACUUGAAAUGCUAUCAAGAUUAAAAAUGUAUUUAAAAAUAUAUUGCUUAUCAGUAUAUGUUUUAGAAAUAACGUUUUGUAAUCUCAGGUCAACUAUUUUGAGAUCAAUUCCUACACAUUAUUACAUUAAAAAUUAAUUUCCACAGCCCCCAACGCUAAGCCUUGAUUAUGAUCAUAUAAUGGACAGUAGUGAUGAAGAAGAAACUGAGGACCCUAACACCUUCUAUCAAUUCAAGAAAGACAGCCUGCUGACUUCUUCAGAGAUGACAGAGAACGUCAUUUAUGAGGAUAGGUUUGAACCGUCGGAAGAAAGUACCAGCGAGGCUGAAUUAGCUGCCUUCAGUAACAGUGACUUUGAGGAGGAUCCGGUGGAUCUUGAGAGAACCAUUUUAACCUGCAUGAAACCUUAACAAAAAAAUAUCAAGUGUUUUACCCUAAGUCAACCAUUAAUUGAAAAAUAACAAUUUCUGCACAUACUGGGAAUAUGGGUUGUCCGAAAAGCUAUGAUGGUUGAAGACAGAUUCUGGAUGAGAGUGUCAAAUUUAAAUUUUUUAAAUGCAAUGUUUGCAUUUUUUAUUUUUUUUUGUAUUGAUUAGAGUCUAAAUCACAAUUAAACACUCUAAAUAAAAUUCAAAACUUGAAUCAUUUUAAAAAUGUAUUUUCUUUCCAAUCUGCCUAGGUGAAUUUAGUAAAUUUAUUUUAAAAAUGUAGUGCUAUACAUACAUUACAUAUAAAUAACCCUCCUCUCUCUCUCUCUCUCUCUCUCUCUCUCAACCUACCUUCCUCCCACACCUCAUUUUAUCUUCCUUUUUAAAAAAAAUGUAUUUAAUUUAAACUUUCAUGGCAACUUUUGUUAUGGUUUAUAGAAAAGUGAACAACACAAUAUAGUGUAUAGUAAAUCAUAUUGGCUAGUUGCUACAAACAUUUAUUUUGAAAAAAGAUGGUCAUGAUUUUUAUUAAGAUUUGUUUUUACUGUCAUAAAAUUUGUGUAUUUCAGUAUUUGUUGUAACUCCUCCCCCACUAUGAACACCCUACUCCAAAUCUGACUUCUCCCUCAGUGGAUACAUACUGGUCAUUUAUGGAUGGUACUAGCCCCAAAGUUGGUCCACUGACAAAAUUAUUUAAUAACAUUUUUUUUUAUUAAGCAGCACUAAAUGUGCCAAAUUUUUCUUUAUAAAAAUAAGCUGCCCGUAACAACUAAAAAUAUCUUAUUGUGUUCAAGAAAAGAUCAAGGAAAAUCUUUUUUUUUUAUUUAGUUGUUUAAGCCAAAAAUUUCAACUUGUUUGUUUUUGCU